CUAAGCGUCACCUUCCCCUCUCUUCGCGUCGACCAUGGAUGCCCUCAAAGCUGAAAUUGCUGCCAAACGCAAGAACAUCGAGACCGAUGGAGGUGCUCGGCCUAACAAGUAUGUUCGCAGAGGCGAUUUAGACCGUGCUCAGGAGGAACAGAAACGUAAGGAGCAGGAGGAGAAGGAACGCCUCGUAAAGGAAGAAGCAGCUAAAGCAGUAGAACUACCCCCGCCUCAGCCAAAGUCCACCUCGGUUCCUCUUUCUAAAUCUCCUCUUCCGAGCGGACAUGGUUCUGAGUCGCCAAAGCCAGAAGGCACUUUCAACAUUUCGAAUGAGGAGACCAUUCGCAGACUCCGUGCUCGCAGUCAACCUAUACGGCUCUUCGCAGAAUCCGACAAGGACCGCAGACUUCGACUACGUGCGCUAGAACUUAUCGAGGAGAAGGGUCACGACCGACAAGGCGGUCAGAAUGACUUUAAGAAAGCACUGGAGGACGUAGAGAAUGUUGAAAGGGAAAUGAGGACCAAAGAUAAGGGCAAGAAGAAGGAAGAUGAUUUAACUGCAACCUCUUCAGCGUUAGUCGACCUCAACCUUAUCAAGACCGACCCAGACAAGCUCUAUCCUCUCGUCUACUACGCGCUCAAGCGUACGCUGAAGGAGUGGGAAGAAGCAAUGGACGAACGGCCAGAGCAUGUCAAACGCACACAUCAGGGGAAGCUUGCGGCUGCAACACAGGUGCAAUCUGCCGAAUACUUGAAGCCAUUAUUUAAAACGCUCCGACAAAGGGCCUUGCCCCCUGAUAUGUUGGCCCGAAUAGCAGAAAUUGUGCACCACAUGCAAAAACGUCAGUACCAAAGGGCAAACGACGCGUAUCUCAGGUUGUCAAUUGGCAAUGCACCUUGGCCGAUUGGAGUGACUAUGGUUGGUAUUCAUGAACGCUCUGCCCGAGAGAAGAUUUCCUCGGAUCAGGUAGCACAUGUCUUGAACGACGAGGUUAGCAGGAAGUAUAUUCAAAGCUUGAAGAGAUUGCUAACAUUCGCACAAACCAAGUAUCCGCCGGAGGAUGUGUCGCAGCUGAUGGGCUAAACCGUAGGCGCCGAGAUCAUCUCUGAGUCUGUGCUUAUUGCUUUUUGUACGAGUCAACUAUGAAUCCG
This is a messenger RNA of Coniophora puteana RWD-64-598 SS2, 1146 nucleotides long. RefSeq names its product Prp18-domain-containing protein. The coding region runs from base 35 to 1078 and encodes 347 amino acids. The transcript has 6 exons. Gene Ontology annotation, biological process: generation of catalytic spliceosome for second transesterification step; RNA splicing. The record is from RefSeq and is a predicted model, not a curated record. Gene Ontology annotation, cellular component: U4/U6 x U5 tri-snRNP complex; U5 snRNP; U2-type post-spliceosomal complex. Lineage: Eukaryota; Fungi; Basidiomycota; Agaricomycetes; Boletales; Coniophoraceae.